Mus musculus (house mouse) is the source of this 1737-nucleotide messenger RNA. RefSeq names its product ADP-ribosyltransferase 5 (gene Art5). Gene Ontology annotation, cellular component: extracellular region; membrane. The coding region runs from base 573 to 1502 and encodes 309 amino acids. The record is from RefSeq and is marked validated. Lineage: Eukaryota; Metazoa; Chordata; Mammalia; Rodentia; Muridae. The transcript is spliced from 5 exons. Gene Ontology annotation, molecular function: pentosyltransferase activity; NAD+-protein-arginine ADP-ribosyltransferase activity.
AGAUUUGGCGACUUAACUAGCGUAAUGAACAAGGAGAGAUCCUCGUGGGGCUUCGUGGCCUGGGGGUCUGAGGGCCAUGGCCCGGCCCAGGGCCACCGGAGAAGAGACCAAGUCUCACAGGUCUCUCCCCCAACUUUGACUUAGUUCAGAUCUUACAGAAAGAACCUAUCAUCCAAACGAAGGAGAGUUUUGCCCCUCAAUCACCCAAGGACUCUGCCAGUUCAGCUCCCACGCCCCUGUCUGUUGUUGGGGAAGAUAGGUGUCGGGUUACCAGUCCAGGGGCUAUAGUUAGCCCCGGGGACUUUGUCCAGCUGUUUGUUCAGGAUCUGCGAUCUGCGAGCGCCUGCCGGCACUUCAGCUCCAGUCAGCCGCAAAGAACCAUAGCCCUGGGCCGGGCCGCUCUCUGUCUCAACUUCUUCCAGCUUCACCCCUCAUCCCUCCUGAGUUCCAGUCCUUGACUAAGGACCCUCCUAGGCUGAAGGAAGGAAGGUCCUGGAGCCCAUCCAAGCCAGCACUCCCCUCCACUGGCUUCAUCAUCAUCAGGGUCCUGCUGUCUCGGGACUCGUCCUAGGAUGAUUCUGGAGGAUCUGCUGAUGGUCCUCAGCUGCCUCAGCUUGCACGCCCUCUGGAAGGUUCGAGCUGUUCCUAUCCUGCCCCUGAGCCUGGUUCCAGAUACCUUUGAUGAUGCCUAUGUGGGCUGCUCUGAGGAGAUGGAGGAGAAAGCAGGCCUGCUGCUAAAGGAAGAGAUGGCACGCCAUGCCCUGCUGCGGGAAUCCUGGGAAGCAGCACAAGAGGCCUGGGCACACCGGCGUCACAAGCUCACUCUACCUCCUGGCUUCAAAGCCCAGCACGGAGUAGCGAUUAUGGUGUACACCAACUCAUCCAACACCUUGUACUGGGAGCUGAACCAGGCCGUACGGACAGGAGGUGGCUCCCGGGAGCUCUACAUGAGGCACUUCCCCUUCAAGGCCCUGCAUUUCUACUUGACCCGGGCUCUGCAGCUGCUGCGGGGCUCUGGAGGGUGCAGUAGGGGACCUGGGGAGGUGGUGUUCCGAGGUGUGGGCAGUCUUCACUUUGAACCCAAGAGGCUGGGGGACUCUGUCCGAUUAGGACAGUUUACCUCCAGCUCUGUGGAUGAGAGAGUGGCUCGCAGGUUUGGGAAUGCCACCUUCUUCAAUCUAAGGACUUGUUUUGGGGCUCCUAUCCAGGCGUUGUCUGUCUUCCCUGAGGAGCGUGAGGUGCUGAUACCCCCACACGAAGUCUUCUUGGUCACUGGGUUCUCCCAGGAUGGAGCCCAGAGCAUAGUGACUCUCUGGAGUUAUGAUCAGACCUGCAGCCACUUUAACUGCGCCUAUUUGGGUGGGGAGAAGAGACGUGGCUGUGUGUCCUCAAGAGCAGUCGGGCAGCCAGAGGCACCCUCCACAGAGGCUCUGGCUCUGCAAUCAGGAAAGACACUGCUCUUGGACCCAAGGAAGCUGCAGCUCUCCAGAGCUGGACCCUGAAAGCCUCUUAGGACUCUUGGGAACUAAUGACCUUACUAUGAAGAAGGGGCUUUGAACGGCUGCAGGAAGCAGGAGUGUGGUUCUGGUUCCAGUCCUAGGAGCCACCUGUCCAACCAGAGUUGGAGAUCUGAGGCCAUGGCAGGGUUGAGGGAACCCCACAGUGUGGUGGGAACUUCCUAGGACAUGCAAGGUAAAGACUGGAUGGCUACUCAAUUAAACAGAGUUGUGGUGUGGA